This is a messenger RNA of Staurois parvus, 386 nucleotides long. NCBI's taxonomy places the organism in Eukaryota, Metazoa, Chordata, Amphibia, Anura, Ranidae. The record is from the annotation of a GenBank genome assembly.
AAAUGUGCUCACCAGAGUGCCCCUUAUCAUAAACAUGCCCAUCAGAGUACCCCUUAACAUAAAAUGUGCCCAUCAGCAUGCCCCUUAUUUUAUGUUGAGGAGCAUUCUGAUGAGCACAUUUUACGUUACGGGCACUCUGAUGGGCACAUUUUAUGUUAAGGGGGCACAAAUGGGCACAUACUGUGGAAAGGGGCACUCUGAUGGGCACAUGUGAUGGAAAGGGGCACUCUGAUGAGGAAUAUAUGAUGUAAAGGGGCACUGUGAUGGGGAAAUCUGAUGUAAGAUGGUAAUGUGAUGGGGAUAUCUGAUGUACAGGGACACUCUGAUGGGGACAACUGAUGUAAAGGAGCACUCUGAUGAGCACCCCUGAUAUGAUGGGAAUACAU